This is a messenger RNA of Dendronephthya gigantea, 3488 nucleotides long. Its product is annotated as condensin complex subunit 3-like. Gene Ontology annotation, biological process: mitotic chromosome condensation. The record is from RefSeq and is a predicted model, not a curated record. The coding region runs from base 86 to 3052 and encodes 988 amino acids. Gene Ontology annotation, cellular component: condensin complex; condensed chromosome. The transcript is spliced from 16 exons. NCBI's taxonomy places the organism in Eukaryota, Metazoa, Cnidaria, Anthozoa, Malacalcyonacea, Nephtheidae.
CAAGCCGUGUUUGUAUAUAAAAAUAAGCGCGAAAAUUCAAUUUUUUGAUAUUUUACUAUUUUUUCUUUCGAUAUUUUGUCUUAAGAUGUCAUUAGAUUCGAAAAAUAACAAGAAGAACUCGUUCAGCAAUGUUAAAGAAGUGUUCAAUGUUGCUCAGAAAGGUUCUCAGCAUGAAGAAUCGCUUUUCAGAGCCUUGGACAGUCUCGCGCAGAGCGACAAGGACGAAGAAGAGUUUCUGGAAGAGUUUAUACAUUGCAUGAAAUAUUGCAUGAUCGUGUUUCAAAAGGAGCCUGCCGUCGAAAGAAUGAUGGAUUUUAUUGCGAUGUAUACUACAAGAAUAACAAAAGACCAAAGCGAUCAAGUGAACGCAUCUUAUGCUGAAUGUGAUGAUGAAAGUGAUGACAUUAUAAAGAACAUGUUUCUUUCAAACAUUCUCAACUUUCUUCUUGAUGUUCAUGAUGCACAAGAUAAAGCUGUCCGUUAUCGAACAUGUCAAUUGAUCAGUAAAAUAUUCCAAAACUUAGAGGAAGAAACUACAAUAAAUGAACAACUUGCCGAUAAAAUUUUGACCGCAAUGAUGACAAGGCUGUGCGAUAAGAUUCCUAUCGUCCGAUCACAAGCAAUCUGUGCUUUGUCGAGACUCCAAGAUCCAAUGGAUCCAAAAUGUCCUGUUGUUGAAGUGUACCUUUAUAUGAUGCGGUCAGACAACAGUGCCGACGUCAGGAAAAUGACGUUACAGAAUAUUGCUAUUACACAACAUACCCUGCCUUAUAUUGUGGAAAGAACACGAGAUAUCAAAGAUGCUGUUAGAAAAUAUGCAUUUUUUGUUCUGGGCACCAAAGUGAGCAUCAGAGCUCUAACAAUUGCACAAAGAGUUCAACUACUUCAUGAUGGUUUGAAUGACCGAGUGCAGAGUGUAAAGCAGUCGUGUUAUUCCAAGCUUCUCUUAAGUUGGGUCAAGUCAUGUGAUGAAAACAUCAUCAAACUGUUAGAAUUGCUGGACAUUGAGAACUCAGUUAAAACUGCUGAAACAGUUGUAAAAGAACUUUUAAAAGGAACUGCUAAUGAUGCUCUCCUAUUCCAUGUAAAAUUAUUAAAAGAAUUCAUGGGCGCAUCUCAAACUAUUUCUCUGGAGGAACUGAACAGCGAGAGGGUGUUGUUCUGGCAGUGUCUAGUUGAACACUGUGUUAGUCUUGGUCCUAAAGCUCAAGAUAUACUGGACUCAAUAUUACCUGAGAUAUCUGGCUUUUGUGAAUACAUACAAAGCUUUAUGGAGAAGUUCUUCUCCAAUUGUGAUAAGGAAUGUGAAUUACAUGAAGUAUUCAUUAUGCAGCAGUUACUGACAAUUGCAGCUUAUAUGGAUCUUGCAGAUGAAGUUGGAAGAAAGAGAUUAACGAAACUGGUUCAAGAGAUGAUGGUGAACCCAAACAUACCGACUUUCCUCAUGCCAAUACUUCAUGAAAGAUACACCAAUUUGGAACCAGAUGAGGAAACCAGAAUCAACCAAAUAGCAGAGGUCAUAGCGGAUAUUAAAGAACCAAUCACAGUCGUCGAAACACCGCAAAUCAACCAGGAAAACAGAGCAAGAGAGUUGAAGCUUGCUGGUAUCAGGGUAAAGAUCAAUCAAGUACGCGAUGAGUUGGAAAGUUUUGUCUCGGCUCAAGAAUUCGACAAAGCUGCUGAAGCCAAGAACAAACUCUCAGAGCUGGAUCAGGAGAAAUCUGAUCUGGAGUCGGAAGCGAAUUCUGUAAAUAACUUUCAGACAAGAAUUGAGAAGAACGAUCCAGAAACGUUGGUGAAAUGUUUGAGUAUUGCCAGCGGUUUGUUACAGAACAUCACCCAAAGUAAUCUUAAUAACCCGACUCUCAGUACCUUGGUUGAAACUCUGAUUCUUCCAGGAGUUCAAAGUGAGGAACCCAUGUUACGACAGGUAGCAGUGGAAUGCCUUGGUCUCUGUUCGUUGUUGUCAAAAGAUUUCGCGAGACGACAUCUUGUUUUGUUUCUGCAGAUCGUUCUUCUCGAUGCUGAAGAAGUACAGAUUGCUGCGUUGAAGUCGAUUUUUGACUUGCUCCAUGUCUAUGGUCUGGAAACGUUCAAGGUGACUCCCGCUGAACAAGCCAUUCUAGAGGCCGAGGAAUCCCUGCUGGAGCCUGAGGACGACCUAAGUGAUGACGACAGCAGUGAUGACGACAACAAUGACGUCAGUAUAGUGGAUAAAGCUGGAGUCGACGAGAAAGAAAACGAUGAAAAUGAGAAGAUUUUGGACGAAGCUCAAAAGUCUGUUAGCAGCGUUUUCUCAACUUUGAUCCAUUUAUUAGACAGGGAGAACACGGCGAUACGCAACGUUGCAGCUGAAGGUUUUGCUAAACUCCUUCUCUCAGGUCGUGUCCACAGUCCUAAACUCUUCUCCCGCCUACUGUUGCUAUGGUACAACCCAAUGACAGAAGACGAUAUUUAUCUCAGAGAUUGUAUUGGAGUCUUCCUAACCGCUUUCGCCAACGAAUGCCGAGCGUUUGAAGAGCAGAUCGAGGAAGCCUUCAUGCCAACCCUCCGUACCUUGUUCAUCGCCCCAACCUCUUCUCCACUUGCUCAGGUUGACGUAUCUAACGUUGCUGAACUUUUGGUUCAUUUAACCUCCGACAAAAAUCUUGUCAACCAGACUCAGGCAACAACACAAAACUCCAAUGAGACUGCCACACGUAACGAAGACAACACAGAAGAUGUCCGGCCAGACACCAUCCACGGCUCGCUAGCUCUCAAGAUAGCGAACGAAAUCAUCUCGGAGCCAUUCUCACCCGGUGUACGAGUUCUCUGCAAAACAUUGACACAGUUGCAACUUAUGAACGCGAAGAAAAGUGUUUUGAAGGAUUUAAGUGUACUGCAUGAAGCGAUGAUUAAGGAACUCGAGGACAACAACUCGAUAAAAUAUUUGGAGAAAUUUCAUCAAUCUUUGGUUGUGUUGUUAAGGGGAGACACGGAAGAAUGUGAGGAGUCAGAACGAACCAUCAAUGCAUCGAGUAUAAAAGAUUCGUCCGUUGAAAAUACAACAUGAAACAAGAGAUAAAAGUCUCUAGACUGGAUGACUACAAUGUGAUGGUUAGAAGAACUACUCGCAGCUGGGCUUUUUGAAAUAGCAGUGAAAUGAAUGAAUGAACCAGCUCAUGAAUACCCGGCUCUGGGUAAUUUUUCUAGUUGUGUGGUCCUUUUCAGUGGUCUUAUUGGAAAUAUGGUACAGAUCUUUAUGAAAUUCUUUGUGAGUACUACAGCUGCCUGCUUCUUCAAUGAUUUGAACACAAUUAGAUAGGAAAUAAACAUUCAAUAUCAAAAUAUAUUUAACAAUUGCUGUUCUUGCAUUUAAUAAUAAAACACCUUCCUUUUAAACAGUUCUUAUAAAUUUUCACAAAGUAUAUAAUAAAUCUUUAUGUCUUUACUUUUCUAUUUAGUUAACGUAAACUUUACAAGUUAAAAAAAUAAACGAAAGUAGAAAA